Molecule: messenger RNA, 2035 nt
Organism: Cephus cinctus (wheat stem sawfly)
Lineage: Eukaryota; Metazoa; Arthropoda; Insecta; Hymenoptera; Cephidae
Product: mitochondrial intermembrane space import and assembly protein 40-B
Exons: 2
Coding region: 444-764 (106 amino acids)
Biological process (GO): protein import into mitochondrial intermembrane space; tRNA 5'-leader removal
Cellular component (GO): ribonuclease P complex; mitochondrial intermembrane space
Molecular function (GO): protein-disulfide reductase activity
Source: RefSeq, a predicted model, not a curated record
CGCUUGUUCGCUUUGAGUUGGAAGUGAAAGAAAUAAGUUAGCGACAUUUGUUAUCUCUGUUUAAACCUCAGUCGGUGGAAGACAGUGAUUCAGAGAAAUCUAACAUAAUCGACGUUUCUUAAAGCCGCAUAAGUAAAGAGUGUUUAUUUUAUAAGAAUGCCAUUCGUGUAGUUUUUAUACGCAAAGUGAAUGAGACCAUGAAUGAAUGACGAAUGGAAAAAUUGACGUACAAGUGGCUCCAUCGUAAGAGCUAUGAGGAAACAAGCUAUUGCACAAUCAGGAGUUUCUAGAAUUCCAGCGACCUCUCCGCCGGCAUGCUGCUGGAUGAUGAAAGUUUUCGUGCGACUUUCCGCGUGAAGAUUCGCUUUCCUGCACCGCGAUUUCUCAUGUGAUUUGCGCGACAGUCAAUGUGAGUGAAGUGUAAAUCAUCAUUUCGGUGUAAUAUGCAUUAUUUAGAUGUCUCGUUAGAGCUGCCAGGAAAUCCUGAUCGCAAGAUAAGUCUAAUAUUUCUGAAGAAGCAUGUUGUACAGUCUGUGAAGGAAUUAUUUGGUGAAGAAGGAAUCAAGUGUACCAUAGACAUUUUAAAGUACAAUAUCUCAGAACGUAGAUUUAUAUUACGUUGUGAAUUAAAUGAUUAUGUGCGACUGAGAGCAGCUUUAACUCUUGCAACGAAAUACGAGGAAGAUACUUGUAGCUAUACUGUGCAUCGAGCAUCUCCAAACUUAUUAUCCUUCACUGCAAAUAGCAGAUCGUAUGUGCACUAGGUCAGAAUUAACAUUACGGACAAGUAUUACGAGUUGCAAUUCGUAAUUCUUUUCAAAUCUAGAUUAACUCUAAAGUUGGAAUCACAAGUGUAAACACAGGAAAAGAGCUUUUGAGACCAUCAUAAAGUGUUCAUAAAUUUCGUUUUAUUGCAAAUCAUAAGGAAAACCAGAUAUGCCCCUAACAAAACAGGAAGGCAAAGAUACAAUAAUUUUUGCUUCUAAAGAAGAUCAUGCAACACCAAGCAAAGUGGAUUUACCAGAACCUGAACCUAGUCCAGGACUGAUAUUACCAAAUGGGGAAAUAAACUGGAACUGUCCAUGUCUAGGUGGAAUGGCCACUGGACCUUGUGGCCUGGAAUUCCGCGAAGCAUUUUCCUGCUUUCAUUAUUCCGCUGCUGAACCAAAGGGAUCUGAUUGUUACGAGGCCUUCAGAACCAUGCAGGCCUGCAUGUCGGAAUACCCUGCUCUUUAUGGGAACAAGGAUACAGACUUGGAUGACCUUGAUGAUGAAAAUGCUAAUGCUAUAAGUAAUGAUAAGGGGAAAUCAUCAGCAGAUGAAACUCACAAGAGAAAGGAAGUUACAAUGGAUACAGCUUCGACUACCACAAAUAAUGAAGAUAGACCAGAGACAUCAAGUAGUAAAAAAGAGGUAGAACAAGCUAAGGAUAAAUGAAUUAUAUAUAAAAAAAUGUGUCCAGUUUUAUUGUAUAACUUUUGCCACUUGUAGUAUCUAUUAUUCGAUGCCAAGCGAAAUUGGUUUUCAAAGGCCUUAACAGGAUUUUGUUUCCAUCUGGAUUUGUGUUAUUAAAAUACGUUAAUUUUCGUGAAAAAUAUUCCUUCACUUAAAAUGCCAACGAAGGAUAAACGAAUAUCGUUAUCGUCGAAUAUUAUUAUUAUCAUAUAACCAAUUUCUAAUUCCUGAUUUAUGCUUCAAUAGUUAUUGCGAGAAGGAUGUUCCAAUUUGUGUUAGAAGACAUGAGUCUCAAGAAAAUGAGAAUCCUUAACCUAAACCCUUAACAUGCAUUCGGCUUUUUACAAAAUUUCGUCGUUAUUUUUUAAUUCCUCAAAGCAAAUCAAUUAGCAACAUUCUCAGCACUGCAUUUAAUGUAUAUGCACAAGAUGAUUCGAAGGAUUCUAAGCCAUGAAUAUUAUCAAUUCUUUUCCCAGUGAUUUAAGUAUCAAAGACUGACGGGAAUGAUUUAAAUAUUCAUGUAAGCACAAUUCUUCAAAUCGUCUGACACUGCAUGAAUAAAGGCAUUUGUAUAUACUUA